Entamoeba nuttalli P19 is the source of this 1194-nucleotide messenger RNA. RefSeq lists its product as hypothetical. Lineage: Eukaryota; Evosea; Mastigamoebida; Endamoebidae. The transcript is spliced from 2 exons. The coding region runs from base 1 to 1194 and encodes 397 amino acids. The record is from RefSeq and is a predicted model, not a curated record.
AUGAGUAAUAACACGAAAAGGAUAGGAAAGAAAACAAUUGUAUGGAAUAGGAAAGAUGAACAAGAGGAUGAUAGGGAAGAAACAGAAGAUGAACAAGAGGAAGAAAUGGGAAGGAUGUUUGAAAGGGAGGAAGAGGUUGAUGAAAUGAUAGACUUUUUUGAGGAAGUUGUUGAAGAGUUAGAAGAUGCAAUAGAGAAAUAUGGAAAGAUGAAGAAGAUGAAGAAAGAUAUUAAAGCUAAUACAAGAAAUAAAAUUAAAGAGAUGGAAGACUUGUCUAUACAAUUAAAAGAGUCAAUUGGAAGACAAAAAGGAAUGAUGAAAGAAUUAGAGGAUAGAAGAAAAGAACGAAUGGAAGCGAUGGAACGAAUUGAAAAAGCAGAAAGAAGAGAAGAAAAUUAUUACGGGAAAUUUAGAAUUGAAGGGGGGAAGAUAGAGUUUUCAGGAAUUAAUUUGAAAGAAAAAAUGAUAGAAAAAGAGUUUUAUGAAGACAAAACAAGAGGACUUCAGAAAGAAAAGGUUGAAUUAGAAAGACAAAUAAGAAAAAUCGAAAAAGAAUUUGAAGGAAGAGAAAUUAGACUACAAAAAGAAAAUGAAGAACUAAGAGCAGAAAAAAAGAGACUAGAAGAGAGUAUUGAAAGAAUGAAAGGAUUAAGUCCUGAGAUGAAGAUAAAGAAAAAAGGAAGCAAAGGAGAUAGCAAAGAAAAGGAGGAAGAAGAAAUACUGAAAGAAAUACAAGAAAUUUUAAAAUCACCACUAAGAGAAAAAAAUUUAAAACAAGGGUGGUCAAGAGAAGAAACAUUAAGUGAGGAAUUUAACAAAGAGGCAAAAGUCCAAAGAAGGGUUAGAACAGAAGAAGUUCAAAGAAAUGGAGGAACAAGACUAACUGGAAAAGACACAAAAGAAAGGGUACUUAUUCAAAGUGCUUGUAAAAGACUUCAAUUUGGGGAACCUGGCAAGUCAGAAAUCCAAUUUAAGUCACAAAGAAGGCUUGGUGUUUCUCCAGUCAAAGAGACUAAAAUUGUCAUCACUAAUCUAAAUGAUGGAAGUAUUUCUAUGGAAGAAUAUAGUUCCAUUGAUCAGUCUGAAAAUCUACGUUUCUCUCAAAAACCAUCGAAGUUAACCAAACUUAAGAUGCUCUUACUUUUUAUUGCAAUUAUGGCAUUUGCAUCAAUUUUUAUCAUAUUCUUAAGUUAA